Molecule: messenger RNA, 888 nt
Organism: Thyridium curvatum
Lineage: Eukaryota; Fungi; Ascomycota; Sordariomycetes; Thyridiales; Thyridiaceae
Exons: 3
Coding region: 1-888 (295 amino acids)
Source: RefSeq, a predicted model, not a curated record
AUGCCGUUCCCUGUCACGGUCCACCCUUUCCCUUCUCCGACGUCGGAGUCUUGCGCUUAUGAGCGUGGCUUGAUCAACGCCCAGAACGCGCUCGUCUUCAUCAGCGGUCUGACCGCCGGCCCGCACUCCACGGACGAGAAGCUCAUGCGCCGGAUCGAAGAGGGGGUCGCGCAGCACGGCUACGGCGUCUGGGAGUUCCGCAUGCGCAGCUCGUAUGAUGGUUUCGGGUACAGCAGCUUGGCCAACGAUGUAGCUGACCUCGCGGCGUUGGUCAAGUAUCUGCGCGGCGAUGACGUAGGUAAGAAGAAGAAGAUUGUUGUUGUUGGGUGCUCUACUGGGUGCCAAGACUGCAUGGAAUAUACCGACCGUAUCAAAUAUCCCGACAAUCCACCUGUCGACGGGUACAUCCUCCAGUCUCCAGUGUCAGACCGCGAGACUGCCGCCAUGUUCAUGCCCGCCGAGGUGAUCGAGCAGACGCUGUCUGCGGCAAACGAGCUCAUCGCCGCAGGCAAAGGCCAAGACGCCGUGCCCAGGUCCAUGAUGCCAGAAGUCUUUGCUGGACCCGUAACUGCUUAUCGGUGGUGGUCGCUUGUCUCUGCUGGUGGCGACGACGACUACUUCUCAUCCGAUCUACCAGACUCGACGAUACAGAAGACUUUCGGAAGAGUGGACCAGCCCAUUCUCAUUAUGCCCUCGGCUAAGGACGAGACGGUGCCGCCGACGGUGGAUAAGGAUGCGCUGUUGAAGAGGUGGAUGUCUGCUGUGCCGGAGGGAAGGGUGAGCGGGCUCUCGGGGGUAAAUCCCACUGGCAAUCACAUUCUAAGUGAGGCAGAGGGACAAGAGUGGUUUGUGGACAGGGUUGUCAAAUUCCUCAGGGAGAUUGCUUGA